AUGCUGACUGGAGAAGUUAUACCUGUAAUGGAGCUACUGUCAUCUAUGAAGUCACACGGUGUUCCUGAAGACAUAGAUAUUGCUACUACUGUCCUUAAUGAUGAUGACAUAGGUGACAGCUGCCAUGAAGGAUUUUCUCACAGUGCCAUCAGCUCACAUUUGCAAACAUGUGGCUGCUCUGUGGUGGUGGGUAGCAGCGCAGAAAAAGUGAAUAAGAUGGUGCGGACGCUGUGCCUUUUUCUUUCUCCUGCAGAGCGUAAAUGCUCCAGGUUGUGCAGGUCUGAAUCAUCCUUCAAGUAUGAAUCUGGCUUCUUUGUGCAAGGCCUGCUGAAGGACGCAACUGGAAGCUUUGUGCUUCCAUUCCGGCAGGUGAUGUAUGCUCCUUACCCUGCAACUCACAUUGACGUAGAUGUAAACACAGUCAAACAGAUGCCUCCGUGUCACGAACAUGCCUACAACCAGAGACGCUACAUGAGGGCAGAGUUGGCAGCUCUGUGGAAGGCCACGUCAGAUGAAGAAAUGGUGGCAGAUUCAAUCAUUCACACAGAUGAAAGUUUCACUCCUAACUUGAAUAUUUUCCAAGACAUCCUACACAGAGACACAUUUGUCAGAAACUUCUUAGAGCAGGUAUUCCAUUUGAAACCAAACCUAUCUCUAAGAAGCACAUUUCUGGCACAGUUUUUGCUAAUACUUCAUAGAAAAGCUCUUACUCUAAUAAAAUACAUUGAAGAUGACACACAAAAGGGGAAGAAAGUGUUCAAAUCUCUGCGCAGUUUGAAAACUGAUCUGGAUCUGACAGCAGAGGGCGAUCUCAACAUAAUUAUGGCUUUAGCUGAAAAGAUCAAACCAGGACUUCACUCGUUUAUUUUUGGGAAACCUUUUCACACAAGUAUGCAGGAGCGUGAUGUACUAAUGACAUUUUAA
Messenger RNA from Staurois parvus, 924 nucleotides. The record is from the annotation of a GenBank genome assembly. Lineage: Eukaryota; Metazoa; Chordata; Amphibia; Anura; Ranidae.